AAUUUCUGCUAAUCUCCAUUACAGGGUGGAGAGUACAAACUCCACGACGCGAGAGGGACGACAAGUAUGUCGAGGUUUAAAGAACUCUGGCGAGCUUCUAUCACUGCCACCAAGAAAGCUCUCACAUGGAAUGCUGAAGAUCUGAUACCUCCUAGUGAAAAGUAUAUCUUCCGUUUCAAUUCAAUGGAGGAGCUGAAAAGGUGGCAUCUAUAUUCAGAUUCUGAAUAUGGAGGUUUGUCCUCGGCAUCAUUGGAGAUCAAGGAUGCUGGAAAUGGACUAAGUGGGAUUUUCUCUGGGAACCUUGCUUUGGAUCUAGCUGAGGAUUCCAAGUGGAGAUUGAAUCGUAGUGGUUUUUGUGGAAUGAGAUCCAAGAAGUUUAAUGGCUUCAUUGACUUGGAUGCAUAUGAUACACUAGCUUUGAAGAUUAAAGGGGAUGGAAGAUCCUACAUAUCCACCAUAUACACGGAAAAUUGGGUAAACUCACCCGGGCAACAAGAAGACAAUUCAUGGCAAGCUUUUGUUUUCGUACCAAAAGACAACUGGUACAUUGCAAAGAUUCCACUUGAUCAGUACUUGCCGACAUGGAGAGGAAAUGUUAUAGAUGCAGAUUUGGAAAUGAAUCCUUCACGUAUCGUUGGCAUGUCUCUGUCUGUCAAUGCUGAAGGUGGUGUCCCUGGGGCAAAAUCUGGACCAGGUGAUUUCAAAGUAGAAAUUGACUGGAUAAAAGCCUUAAGAACAGAGUGAGUUAUUUGUGGAGAAACUGCAUGGUUAAAUGACCUGGUCUCACAGUAUAAGAUCUCCAUGAUAAUUGUUCCUUGUAAAUUUUACUGUAAGAAUUCAAAACAAGGUGCUAAAAGUUUUGGGAUCACGUAAAACACCCUUUU
Molecule: messenger RNA, 884 nt
Organism: Telopea speciosissima
Lineage: Eukaryota; Viridiplantae; Streptophyta; Magnoliopsida; Proteales; Proteaceae
Product: probable complex I intermediate-associated protein 30
Exons: 7
Coding region: 67-744 (225 amino acids)
Biological process (GO): mitochondrial electron transport, NADH to ubiquinone; mitochondrial respiratory chain complex I assembly
Cellular component (GO): mitochondrion
Source: RefSeq, a predicted model, not a curated record